ACAAAUUCAGUUGUCUGUGAGCCUCUUUGUUUUGCCUGUUAGGUUUGAAUUAUGCUAGUUAUAAACAUGUAUCAUUUAAAAAAUGAUAAAAAAUAAACAAAAUGGCAUAAUAUUAGGCUAAAACCGUACGGUUUUGCCCGGGUUUUAUUUUCCAGUUAUUUUUUCUGUGCCGCAAAUGAAAUAAACAUAAGCAAAGCGAUGGGAGUGAUUUCCUCUAUUCUGGGUACACCGUGCUGCUUGGUUGGGAACCACGCCCAUCGCUAAGCCCCGCCCAUCAGUAGUAUUUACUGGCGGUGCGCUGUGUUCAGAGCUCAUUGCGCGUUGUGUUUUAAACUGCUGCGACACGGCACACUUCACUAUCCGAAUGGUUGUCGAAGUCAGAUCGAGUUUACCCCACUGCAGCAAAGCAAUGGAUGGAAACCAGCAUAAAGUGGUUGCAAACAUCCUGCUGCUUGGAGCCGAAAAUGUCGGGAAAUCAGCUCUAACUGUGCGGUUUCUUACCAAAAGAUUUAUUGGUGAAUAUGGUGAUAUUGAGUCAAUAUACAGUCACAUAGACAAAAUUGAUGGGCGGGAGAUCUCCUUCAACAUCUGGGACUCCUUGUAUCCACAGAGCUGUGAGAGCUCUGAGUCAGUGACUGAAGAACAGCUCCGCUGGGCAGAUGGCAUUGUGCUCGUCUACAGCAUCUGUGACCGCUCCAGCUUCGAGGUGGUGCAGCAGCAGGUAGCACUUAUCCAGAAGCUGUCCUCUUCCUUCAGCUCCUCAGUGCCCAUGGUGGUGGUGGGCAACAAGCGGGACCUGCAGCAUCGUCGCGUUGUCUCAAGUGAGGAAGGGCGAAUGCUUGCCCUCUCAGCAGACUGUGGCUUCUUCGAGGUCUCAGCAGCCGAGGCGUACCAUGGCGUUCUCCUCGUCUUCCGUGGCCUGCAUGAGCUCAUAAAGGAGGCUAGGGGUGUCAAGAAAGGAGCAGCUGGUAUUAUGGGCAUUGUGAGGACUGUAUCCGCUGUCUUCAGCAAGAAACGGGGAGUAGGGCCUCUUUUUUAUGAAAGAUGAUUCUGUGACCAAUAUGUCAAGUCCCCAUGCACAGACAGCAUGAUUAAUAGCCAGAGAGGGCAAGAGUGAAGAGCGGACAACCAUGGAUCCUAUGAAAGAGGAGUAAUUGUAGGAACCGGUUUGUCUUUUUGUAAGUUGGAGGCUGAAAUGAAGAUCCUAGAAGGUGUACUGAGAUGAGAACAUGGUUUCUUCAUGUAUCUGAGCAGGUGUGAACCUCUGGAUAGUGUACAGCCAGUGUCUUUCUGAUCAUGGAGUGAUACAAGCCAAGUAAAGGGGUCUGAGAGCUGUUCUAAGAGUUUCAGGAGAAUCUGAGAGAUGUGCAAAUGCAUUUGAGGGUUAAAUGCAAGUGCGACAUUCUGAAGACAAUAUAUUCAUACAACCUGUGUAUAUAGCCUACUGAAGAGCUUUGUAAAUAAUCCUAGGUUUCUUUUGUACCAGUGCUGAAGAACCUGUGUAAAUUGACUGCUAAUUGAGAUUCUGCAUGGAAAGUUCUAUAUACUACAGUUUUAUAGAUUAAAGAAAAUAAAAAUGCUUUAAAAAUCAA
Pangasianodon hypophthalmus (striped catfish) is the source of this 1592-nucleotide messenger RNA. Its product is annotated as Ras-related and estrogen-regulated growth inhibitor-like protein. The transcript is spliced from 4 exons. Gene Ontology annotation, molecular function: GTP binding; GTPase activity. Bases 365 to 1048 code for a protein of 227 amino acids. Lineage: Eukaryota; Metazoa; Chordata; Actinopteri; Siluriformes; Pangasiidae. The record is from RefSeq and is a predicted model, not a curated record.